CAAUCAUUACAAAAGUUUCGGUACCGCCAUUUCACACAGUUUUAAUGUUUACUAAAGCAAUAAAGGUUUAAACUUAAUAUUCCACUUUUUAUUUAAUACAUGAAAGAUGCAAGCUUUUUUAAAGACAGGGAAGCUGUCAGCAGCCGAUAAACCGUCAACGUCGGGCGCAAAACCUACAAAGAAGAAACCACCGGCACCAUGGGUUGAAAAAUAUCGACCUAAAACAAUUGACGACAUAGUUGAUCAAGGUGAAGUUGUACAAGUUUUAAGGGAAUGUUUGUCGGGUGGUGAUUUACCGCACUUAUUAUUCUAUGGCCCUCCCGGAACUGGUAAAACCAGUGCUAUUCUUGCAGCUGCAAGGCAGCUCUUUGGGGAUAUAACUCGCGACCGUGUGCUGGAAUUAAAUGCGUCAGAUGAACGUGGUAUACAAGUCAUCAGGGAUAAAGUCAAAUCUUUUGCUCAACUCACUGUCAGCAAUACAAAACCAGAUGGUAGACCAUGUCCUCCAUACAAGCUGGUUAUCCUGGAUGAGGCUGACUCAAUGACAACCGCAGCCCAGGCCGCACUACGUAGGACAAUGGAGAGGGAAACCCGCACAACACGGUUCUGUCUCAUCUGCAACUAUGUGUCGAGAAUUAUACCACCAAUUACUAGUAGAUGUUCCAAAUUUAGAUUCAAGCCACUUGCAAAAGAAAAUGUUAUUAAAAGGUUACAAGAAGUUUGUAGUGCAGAGGGUGUGGAUGUUGGUGAUGGUGAAGUGCUGCACCAGGCUGUGGACACUUGUGAUGGUGAUUUGCGGCGAGCUCUUACUGCCCUGCAGUGUUGCCAGCGUUUACUUGGCAAAGUUACCGCUGAUGGAUUAAUUGAGGUGACUGGUUUAGUUCCAGACAAUUUGGUCAAUGAAUAUUUAAGCAUCAAGAAUUACAAUGAGCUAGAGAUGUUUGUUAAGAAAUUCCUAAUGGAUGCAUACUCAGCGUCACAACUGCUGGAACAGUUGAGCGCGACAGUGGUCAGUGCUGGUCACUUGACCAACAAGCAGAAGUGCGUCAUCAGCGAGAAGCUGGCUGUCUGCUCACACCGCUUGCUGGACGGCGGCGCGGAGUUCAUGCAGCUUACCGACCUCGGAUGUACCAUCAUCAUGGCCAAUAACAAUCCCUGAUUGUUAUUUAAGAAUUUAUCUCCUUAUAAGUUUGAUUUCAUAAAUAAUAUAGUAAUCAAACAAU
Papilio polytes (common Mormon) is the source of this 1223-nucleotide messenger RNA. Its product is annotated as replication factor C subunit 4. The transcript has 6 exons. The record is from RefSeq and is a predicted model, not a curated record. Gene Ontology annotation, molecular function: DNA clamp loader activity; ATP hydrolysis activity; DNA binding. Gene Ontology annotation, cellular component: DNA replication factor C complex; nucleus. Bases 107 to 1159 code for a protein of 350 amino acids. NCBI's taxonomy places the organism in Eukaryota, Metazoa, Arthropoda, Insecta, Lepidoptera, Papilionidae. Gene Ontology annotation, biological process: DNA-templated DNA replication; DNA repair.